Messenger RNA from Spodoptera litura, 816 nucleotides. It is a transcript of the gene Mthfs, whose product is annotated as methenyltetrahydrofolate synthetase. Gene Ontology annotation, molecular function: 5-formyltetrahydrofolate cyclo-ligase activity. Gene Ontology annotation, cellular component: mitochondrion. Lineage: Eukaryota; Metazoa; Arthropoda; Insecta; Lepidoptera; Noctuidae. The record is from RefSeq and is a predicted model, not a curated record. Gene Ontology annotation, biological process: tetrahydrofolate interconversion; folic acid-containing compound biosynthetic process.
AGUUUGUUUUGGUUAGCGCUAGACUCCUAUUUCAUUAUCAACGGCUAUCGUUUACUAUCAGUCUGUUUUACACUCAAAGUGAAUCUGACGUCUUACUGAGCUGAAUAUAAAAUGUCGAAGAUCACUCCGAACCCAGCUAAAGCGUUAUUGAGGACGGAGAUAGCUGCUCGCAUCGCAGCACUAUCUACAGAAGAGAAGAACCGUCAGUCUAAGAUAGUUUACGACAAGAUAAUUAACCACCCAUGGUACAAAUCAGCGAACCGUAUUUCACUAUACAUGAGCACAGACCAGGAGAUCAACACCGCCCCCAUCAUCAGCCACAUCAAGCAGCGAGGAGCUAAAGCCUUCGUCCCACAGUAUGCUGGUGGAAAGAUGAGGAUGCUGCUUCUCGAAGAGAAUGAUGAUGAGAAUACCAUGUUUAUCACUAGACAUGGCAUCGCACAGCAUGCGAAGGAUCAGAAAAGAGAAGAUGCUGUUGAAACUGGUGGACUGGACCUGGUGAUAGCUCCAGGAGUGGCGUUCUCCAAAUCCGGAGACAGAUGCGGUCACGGAGGGGGCUACUAUGAUAAGUUCCUUACUGGCCUUAGGAGUAACCCGGAAACCGCACCCAAGGUUGUAGCAGUAGCCUUCAACUGCCAGGUGAUAGACGACGUACCAACCAACGAACAAGACCAAAAAGUGGAUGAAGUUAUUUACGCUGAAUAAAUUUUACGAUAGAACUUUAUAUUAUCUAUGUUACUUUAAUUAUAUCUGUUUAUUAUUAUCUAUCAAUAUUACGAAGAGUUUUCUUUCCUAAUCAUCCACUAAAGAUAUUAU